UAUAUUAUAGAUUUGAAAAAAUCAACCACUCGCCGCUUGGUAUUUAGUAAUACCAAAUAAAAAAUUUCCCUAGAAGCAGUUUAUUUAAAUAAUAAGAAACGAUGUUUUCAUCAUCAAACAAAUUGGUGAAAAACGUAUCGUUCAGUACUGAAAUGAAGGUUGAAGAUCCCGAAGAAAAAGCUCUAAGCGAAAUUCAGAAACAUUUAAAAGUUGCUGAAAAAGAUACUCAAGAUAUAGCAGCUGCUGUGGCUUCAAUGACAGUGAAUUCUGAGCAAACAGAUCCUUCGAUUGUUGAGAGAGUUUGUAAAAGCGAAAGUGCAAUCAGAACGCUAAGAUCCUCUUUAGAUCAAUUAAGAUCAGAAAAAAGUGCCUUUAAGAAGAGAAAAGUGGAAAAAUUCUCACAAGCGGCUGAUGCUUAUGAAAAAGAGGUUGCCAAUUUACAAAGAGAUAUUGUUGUUCUUAAAAGGAAGUUGAACAAAGCAGAAAAUGAAGUUGAGAGUGCCAAGUUAUUGAUUUCAAACAAUGAUGCCAUAAAAAUAAAAUUACAAAGGAGAAUUGAUGAGCUUAGAGCUGAGUUGAGUAGAGAAAUAAGCGUUAGAAAAAGUUUAGAGGAGGCUCACAGAAGUUCACAGAAGAGGUUACAAGAAAUGGAAUGCUUUUCCUCUUCAGAAAGAGACAAUCUGUCCAGUUUAACAGCUAGUUGCUCUAGUCUAAAAAAGGAAAUGAUUCAAAUACAACAUGAAGCAUCGACCGAGAGACAAAGGAGAACUGUCACGGAAAACACACUAAAGGCCAUCAAAGCUGAAAGAGAUGAAUUUCAAAGGAAAUUCGAGAUUACCGACGGACAGCGCGACAAGACUAUUAAAGAGUUGGAAAAAAUGAGAAUAGACUAUUCUAGUUUAAUGGAAAAGUUAGAAAAAGCUCAAAAAGCCGGUGCUGUAUCUAUGGUUAGAGAUGAACAACUUCGAGAAGCUUUGAAAGAAGCGGCUGCCCAUAAUGCUAAAUUACUUGCAGAGUGUGAGGAAAGCGCUGACAAAGCAAGAGCCCUCAGCCAAGUUUCAAAUAAUGAAGAGGCCUUAAAAAAACAACUAACUUUAGAAGCAAGAUCUAAAUGUGAACUCAGGAGAAAACUUGAAGAGUGCCAAGCUGUUUUAAACGAGAGGAAUCAAGAAAUUGAAUUACUAAGGGCUGAACAGGCAGCUGCUUUAAAGGAAAAAGAUAAUCUACUGGAUGAAGUUAAUGAUGCUUUAGACAAUGUAGUGGAAGAGCGGAAAAAUGUUGAAAGUCAAUUGGAUGAACUUGUUGAAGAAUUGAAGAAAGUUGAAAAGGAAAGAGACGAAUACAGAAUAGAAAUAGGACAAUUAAGAGAAAGAAUAGCUAGUUCUAUGCAACAUGGAAGGGCUCAGCAGCAAUUGGAACGAACUUUAGCUAAUUUAACGGAACAAAAACAACGGCUCUCUUAUGAUAAAGGUCGCCUCGAGUCUAGAGUAGAUGAUUUACAGAGAGAACUUGAAGAUAGUGGAUCUGCAAAGGCUGAAGCUGUUAAAUUAAGGGAAUUAGUAGACGAUUUGAAAGACUCGUUGACAAAAACUGAAAGAGAUUACGAUCUGGUUAAAGCCGACGAAAAUCGCUUACGUAACGAGCUGGAACUUGUUAGAGAGUCAUGUAAUAGAAAGGAAAGAGAUUUUCAAGAAGCUGUUAAAUCUCGAGACGAAUCUCUGUACGAGUUGAAAAAAAUGAAAGAAAAAGCAAAUAGCUUAAAUGAAAAAAGUCGGGUUGCCGAAUUAGGCUGGAAAGAAGCUUUAGACGUCUCUCACAGAGAGAGAAAACAACUAGCUACUCAAUUAAAUCAGGUGGUGUCAGCUCACUCUCAACUCCAGAGUUCGGUUGAUAAAUUACAAAUUGAAAUGGGGAAGAGGGAUGACAAGUGUUGCAAAUUAGCUGAUGAGAAUGAGGAAUUCAGGAAAAAAAUUGAAGAAUUAGAAAAAGAAAGGUUGGAAUGGGCUCUAAGGAGUGAGGAACAGGCAAGAGCUUUAAAUAGUUUCACUAAACAAGUCAGUUCUGUUAGGGAAGAUGUACAGUUAUUACGAAAUCAGCACUAUCCUUACUCCUCGUCUAGAUUUUAUAUUGAACAAACUGAUUAA
Messenger RNA from Dimorphilus gyrociliatus, 2144 nucleotides. The record is from the annotation of a GenBank genome assembly. Lineage: Eukaryota; Metazoa; Annelida; Polychaeta; Dinophilidae.